Molecule: messenger RNA, 7168 nt
Organism: Chelonia mydas (Green sea turtle)
Lineage: Eukaryota; Metazoa; Chordata; Testudines; Cheloniidae
Gene: MAP3K20
Product: mitogen-activated protein kinase kinase kinase 20
Exons: 20
Coding region: 184-2577 (797 amino acids)
Biological process (GO): protein phosphorylation
Cellular component (GO): cytoplasm
Molecular function (GO): protein binding; ATP binding; protein kinase activity
Source: RefSeq, a predicted model, not a curated record
GGCCCGCUGGGGCAGCGCGCGGGGUGGUGCCGGCUGGCUGGCUGCACGGAGGCGGGGUGUGUGGCUGACUCCUGGAGACGAACCGGAAGCGUGGGAGACACCCCGCCGGCAGACGCGGUCACGCCGGUUCCAGCCUCCCCGCAAGCGCCCAGAUUUUGUUGUGGUAUAUUUUGUCAUUAUGAGAUGUCGUCUCUCAGUGCUUCAUUUGUGCAAAUUAAAUUUGAUGACUUGCAGUUCUUUGAAAGCUGUGGUGGAGGGAGUUUUGGGAGUGUUUAUCGAGCCCGAUGGAUAUCACAGGACAAAGAGGUGGCUGUAAAGAAGCUGCUCAAAAUAGAGAAGGAGGCAGAAAUACUCAGUGUGCUCAGUCACAAAAACAUCAUUCAGUUCUAUGGAGCCAUUAUUGAACCUCCUAACUAUGGCAUAGUUACAGAAUAUGCUUCUGUUGGCUCAUUGUAUGAUUACAUUAAUAGCAACAGAAGUGAAGACAUGGAUAUGGAUCAUAUCAUGACCUGGGCAACUGACAUAGCGAAAGGAAUGCACUAUUUGCAUAUGGAGGCUCCAGUGAAAGUAAUUCACAGAGAUCUAAAGUCUAGAAAUGUUGUUAUAGCUGCUGAUGGAGUAUUAAAGAUCUGUGAUUUUGGUGCCUCAAGGUUUCACCACCAUACGACACACAUGUCCUUGGUGGGUACCUUCCCUUGGAUGGCUCCAGAAGUUAUCCAGAGUCUCCCAGUGUCUGAAACAUGUGACACAUAUUCAUACGGUGUGGUUCUCUGGGAGAUGCUAACAAGGGAGGUCCCCUUUAAAGGCUUGGAAGGAUUACAAGUAGCUUGGCUUGUAGUGGAAAAAAACGAGAGAUUAACCAUUCCAAGCAGUUGUCCCAGAAGUUUUGCAGAACUGAUGCAUCAGUGUUGGGAAGCUGAUUCAAAGAAAAGACCAUCUUUCAAGCAGAUCAUUUCAAUUCUGGAAUCCAUGUCCAAUGACAGCAACCUUCCAGACCAGUGUAACUCAUUCCUGCAUAACAAGGCAGAGUGGAGAUGUGAAAUUGAGGCAACCUUAGAGAGGCUGAAGAAACUGGAGCGUGAUCUGAGCUUUAAAGAGCAGGAGCUAAAGGAACGGGAGAGACGUUUGAAAGUAUGGGAGCAGAAGUUAACAGAACAGUCCAAUACUCCUUUGCUGCCUUCCUUUGAUAUUUGCGCGUGGACUGAAGAAGAUGUGUACUUUUGGCUGCACCAGCUUGUUGGAAAAGGUGAUGCUUCCGGUGAGAUGAAUGUUUAUGCCAACUUGUUUAAGGAAAAUCAUAUCACUGGGAAACGGUUGCUUCUUAUAGAAGAAGAAGAUUUAAAGGACAUGGGAAUUCUUUCCAAAGGACAUAUCAUUCAUUUAAAGACUGCUAUUGAGAGGUUAACUCAUGAUUACCUAAACAUGUUUCAUUUCCCACCAUUAAUUAAGGAUUCUGUAAGUGGAAAUGAAGAAAACAUGGAGAAAGUAGUGAACCUGGAACUUGUUUUUGGUUAUCACUUGAAACUUGGAAAUGGUCCACAGGACUGUAAAUGGAAAAUGUUUAUGGAGAUGGAUGGGGAUGAAAUUGCAAUAACCUACAUAAAAGAUGUGACAUUCAACACUAACCUACCUGAUGUAGAGAUUUUAAAAAUGACAAAGCCACCAUUUGUAAUGGAGAAAUGGAUUGUGGGAAUAGCAAAAGAUCAGAAUGUAGAAUGUAUUAUUACAUAUGAGGGUGAUGUCAGAGCUCCAAAAACCACCAGACACAUACAUGCAGUUCAGUGGAGUAAACUGAAAGCUCAGGAUGAGGUGAAGUCAGUGCAGCUCAUGAUCCAGACCUCCCUCCCAAACUCGGAGGGCAGGCCAGGAAGCAGGUCCAGCUCAAAUAUAGAUGUUGAAUGGAUGUACACUCUAAGACUGCGUCAGAUGGAAAAAAGCACUUCACACCAUCAUUCCCAUUCCCACAGUCCUAAUAGUGUGACACAAUUUUUACCAUACCUUCACAACCAAGACUCCUAUGCUGCUGCUGUAAGACGGACACGAAUUCCUAUUAGCUAUCAGCUUACACCAAUAAAUCAUUCCAGAAGUUCAUCUCCAACCCCAUAUGGACUGAUGAGAACUCUAUCGUCGCUACAUCUUAAUUCAAAGGGAAGUAGUACCUCUAGUGCAGCUUCUGAUAGCCCUUCAGAAAGGGACAGAUCUGCAAGCAAAAGCAGGAACAGUUAUGUCCGUGACUCUGGACUCUCCAUAAAUGGAAGAUAUAGUGGAAAAAGCCCACAAACUGCUUCUGCAGCACCUAGUCAUUGUGGAAAAAUGUACAGGACUUCCCAGUCAACACUCAACCCAUCAAAGUCAUAUGACCACAAAAAGCGCACACACAAUCCCCAUCAACCCAAGUCCAUACCAGGUAUGCCUUUGAAAACAGAAAGCAAACCUAAAGAAAAUGAUGAAGAGACCAAAGUUAAUGAAGGUGGAUGGAUAAAGGUAGAGUAUUCAAAGAAAUCUCAUAGACAGAGUACAGGCAAGUCACCUAAAGAGAGACCAAAGGGAACUUGGCGAAACCGGAGAAUGUUCUGAAGAGGGGACUAGCUGACGUUUUCUAGAGCGGUUUUUUCCCUUUAAUUUAACAGAAUUUUUGGUUUAUACAAAGAAAUCAGACCUACUGUUUAAAAUUUUUCCACCCUUAGUAUAUGCCUUCUAGAAGACACUACCUCUUACUGAGAUGACAGCCAAACUCACUCAGUCAAUGGCCACUGUUGGAAGACAGGAUACUUGGCUAGAUGGACCAUUGGUCACCCAGUAUUGGUCACCCAGUAUGCUCUCAUGUUCAAACAGAGAGCAGAAACGGGGUUCCACUACUAGUCACAGCUCCCACAAAGAACAUCUGUCAGGGACAGCUCCUGGUCAUGAUGUUUUCAUUCCAAAUAUUGGUGAAUUGCAACUUCUUUUCUCUCCUCCCUUUCUUGGCUUGUGUCCCUGGUUGGCUGGGAGUCCAUUACAUUAGCUUAAUCAUUCAAUACAAACUAAAUACGGUAACUGUGUAUCAUGACAAAAAGUUCUUCUGUUCAUUCUUAUCAAGUGUUGCUGUUAUGGCACCCAGCAACCUCACGCUCUGGAUGCCGGUAGUGUGCCCUGAUGUUCAGGAAGAGAUCAUUAUCUUAGCCCUGGUCUACACUAGGACUUUAGGUCAAAUUUAGCAGCGUUAAAUCGAUGUAAACCUGCACCUGUCCACAUGAUGAAGCCCUUUAUUUCGACUUAAAGGGCUCUUAAAAUCGAUUUCCUUACUCCACCCCUGACAAGUGGAUAAGCGCUUAAAUCGGCCUUGCCGGGUCGAAUUUGGGGUACUGUGGACACAAUUUGAUGGUAUUGGCCUCCGGGAGCUAUCCCAGAGUGCUCCAUUGUGACUGCUCUGGACAGCACUCUCAGCUCAGAUGCACGAUUGUUUGCCGUUGCUCUGAUGCAGGGAGGGGCAACGGACGACACGGCUUACAGGGUUGGCUUACAGGGAGUUAAAAUCAACAAAGGGGGUGGCUUUACAUCAAGGAGUAUUUCAGGCAGGACUUCACGGAGGGUUCCAAUAAGAAAUGGUGCACCUAAGUUAUUGUUCUUAUUGGAACAAGGAGGUUAGUCUGGCCUCUGAUUGAUACAUGGCUAGAUUUACCUCGCUGCACCUUCUCUGUGACUGACUGCAGUGUGACCUAGAGGAAUGAGUCCCCUAGACGGGGGGCGGGGGGCAGUUUGCAAAUGAGUACAAAACAAAUCUGGUCUAUUUCUUGUUUUGAUACACUCCAUCUAUCUUUUACAUCUUUGGCUGGCAGCAGACGGUGCAGAAGGACUGCAAGCCAUCCACAUCUCAUGGCUUGGCAGAAGAUGGUACAAUAGGACUGCUAGCCAUCCUCAUCUCUUGCCUGCCCGGCAGAAGAUGAUGCAGUAGGACUGCUAGCAAUCCAUAUCACCUGCCUGCUCACCAUAAGAUGGUUCAAUAGGACUGACUGCAGGACUAAAGAGAAUGACUUGAUCAAGUCACUCCAAAUUUAGUCCCUGCACCCAUGUCUGCCCAGGCGCUCCUGAUCGACCUCACACAAGCGACCAGGAGCACCUCAGACAUGACGAUGACGGCUACCAGUCCUAUUGCACCGUCUGCUGCCACAAGGCAAUCGGUUGCUGCUGCUGUGUAGCAAUGCAGUACCGCAUCUGCCAGCACCCAGCAGACAUACGGUGACAGUGAGCUGAGCGGGCUCCAUGCUUGCAGUGGUAUGGCGUCUGCACAGGUAACUCAGGAAAAAAGGCGCAAAACGACUGUCUGCCCUUGCUUUCACAGAGGGAGGGAGGGAACGGGGGCCUGACAAUAUGUACCCAGAACCACCCACGACAAUGUUUUAGCCCCAUCAGGCAUUGGGAUCUCAACCCAGAAUUCCAAUGGGCAGCGGAGACUGCGGGAACUGUGGGAUAGCUACCCACAGUGCAACACUCCGGAAGUCAACGCUAGCCUCGGUACUGUGGAAGCACCCCACCGAGUUAAUGCACUUAAUGUACUUAGAGCAUUUUCUGUGGGGACACACACACUCGAAUAUAUAAAACCGAUUUCCAAAAAACCAAGUUCUAUAAAUUCGACCUAAUUUCGUAGUGUAGACAUACUCUUAUUUCACAACCCUCAGUACAGAUCUCCCCUCCACACACCCCAAUUCUGCUCAGUCUGCUCCUGUCCUUCCUCCAUCUGCUCCCAGUUUGCCCUCCACGGGUGAGAAAUCCCCACCUCUCCCUUCGUUUAAAGGCACAGCUCCCAUAUAUUAACACACUGUGAGACAUGGAUUUGUCAUGAUCAGAAAGGAAAAAAAGGUGACAGGUUUUUUAUGCUGUUCUUAGGAGAGAAAAAGAGAGAGAAAUUAUCUUGACAAUAGCUACAUCUAAUUCUAUUGAAGCCUGUGAUAAUAUUUAUCCCUGUGCAGCUCGCAUUUUUUAAAUUGCAUUUUAAGUGCUAUCUUGUCUUGCAGUCUUCAAGUAGUAAAGAGAAGGUCAGCAAACUUUGUGAUUAAUGUGGUCUGUAACUCCACAGAGAGGAAAGACGCAGCUGUAGGCCUGCUUCUCUUCAGAAAGUUUCUUGUUGACCUUUUCACUCAAAUUGAAUUUCAUGCAAUUAAAAAAAGUUAAGAUUUCCCAAGAUUAAAAAAAAGAGAGAGACAGAGAGACAGAGAGAACCGAAAAGAAGCCGAAAGCAAUGAUGGCACAAGCUUGAAGCUGAAAAGCUGUAAAUUAGUGAUGACUUUUGUUGAGAGAGGCAGCAAAUUCCAGCCUUGCUGCAACAUGACUGUGAGCAGCUGGGGGUCCUGUAAGACAAUGGGCAGGACUUUCUGGAAUGCAGCUAGAGUCAAUUUUAAUGAAACUGUUUAUAAGGUGUAAGGUUGGAAACUGACACGAGUCCACCCAAUUUAAGCUUAAUCAAUUUUUGCCUUUAUUUAUAAAUUUUUCAGACAGAAUUGCUCCUUAUAAUUCCUCAUCACAUAAAAACAAAUAAAAUGGAACAAGCAGGGGCCCAAGUUACUGAGUUCCUGGGUACCAGGAGCCUCUUGUCCCCUUCAGGAUGGUCAUCUCAGUUUCUGGUCCAGUAUUCGCCGACUUGGGCCCUGUUUGCUUGGUGUCUUAUAUCUUCUGACAUUACAUAUUCAUUAGCUUUCUUCCAAUCAAUGAUGAACAUUGUGUCUUACAUAACCUGUACAAUACUCAUGUGCAAGCUUCAAACUUUUGCUGUCUACGCUGUUUUCAUGUCAUUAUGCCUCAUGUCCCCCUACUCCUGUUUCUCCCAACAUAGAGACUUUUUAGCGUUAUGUUUUGUGUAUUUUAUUGUAUUGGUUAACUUCCUUUUAUCUAUGUCCUCCAACACUAUACAUCCCAUGAACAAAACAUCACCUUUAUCCUUUCAGCUGUGAACAUUACUUAAGCCCACCUACAAAAGAGAGAAAUUGGCACAUCAACACUCAUGUCAGAGCAAAGGCUAGGCCAAAGCCUUGGCAUCAGUACUAUCCUGGCCGAUCCAGACUCAUUCACUAUACAUAAUCAUAAACCUUUAACAUCAGACUAACAAAAUGUAACCCUUAUAUUUACUAUUCAGUAAUUCUUCAGCUUUGAAAAUCGUAAUUCAAUACUGUACAUACAUAUCCUAAAUUGUUCAUUAACCUUUAUUUUUUGAGUAGGGGAGUGAUGGAGAACAAUGUGACCUUAAUGUUAGCAUUUUCUUAUUGUUUCCAAACAUGGAUGAUCAGGGGACUUUUUGCUCAAAGUCUAGCAUCACACUUGUAUAUUAUUAAAAAGCAUUGUCAGUAUUUUGCCUGUUGCAUUUUGAAGUACUUUAGACAAUUUUAGGGCCUAGGUAUAAUUAAUUGUUCCCCGACAUAUUGACUCUUUGCUGGCCAAAAUAAGAUAAGUGACAACAAUCCUAUUUCUGCAGCGAGUCUCAGAGCCCCAGAUGACUUGGGCUCAUGGGGCUCCUUCCAUGGGCUAAAAAUAACAGCAUAGACAGUCCCACUUGGACAGGCACCUGGGCUCUGAAACAUGACAAGGGGGAUGGUUCUCAGAGCCAGAGCAACAAUGUCUGCGUUGCUAUUUUUAGCCCCAUAGCUGAGUCAGUUAAUCCAGGCUCUGCAACCUGUUGCUACAAGGUUGAGUUUUUUUGUUCUGUCUGUCUGUUUGCAGUGUAGACGUACCUUUAGCUAGAUAAAUGAUUGUGGAUUCCCACGUAUUGUUAGUUUCACUUCAAUAUUCACCAAUGCAAAGUAUCAAAUAUCCUUUCCUUUGAAGCUAUUUUUCGACACUUUAUACCAAAACAAAUGUAUUGUGAAGGCUGUGCAGUCAGUUUCCAUUCUGAUUAUCAGCCUGUCACAGGGCCAAGGUGAAACACAGAGAGAAAAGUUACCUGGAGCUCAAAAAUCAGGAUAGGUUUUAUUGUGCAGGGACUCUGGGUUAAUCCAGAUUUACAACCUGCGGACUGCUCAGUUUUACACUGAGGAUUUAGAAUGCUGCUCACGGACUGAGGAUCAGCAAGCUGCAAAAGGUGCCUUUGUCCCCAUCUCUCCACACUUGGUCUGAGCACAGCUCAGCUGGUCUGAAGAAUCGGGGUAACAAAUUUUAGGUGCUGAUUUAAAAAAAAAAAAAAAAAAAAAAAAAGGUCCUA